AUGGCGAUUACGCCGCCGGAUCAAGAACGCGCCGCAAUGUCCGUGCCCCUCCUCCCGCGGCGGCACGACUCCCUCUCCUCCUCCUCGUCCUCCUCCACCUCCUCCUCAUUCUCGGCAUCAUCCGACGGGGCGCCGAUGAUGCCGAUGCCGAUGGAGGCGUCGCCGUGCAAGCCGCUGGCGGUGUUCCGGGACGCGCACGGGGGCGGCGGCUCCGUGUCCUGCCUCUCCCUCUGCGGCGAGUUCCUGCUCAGCGCCUCCACGGGCGCCGACAUCGUGGCCUGGCAGCAGCCGGACCUGCGCCUCUUCGCGCGCUUCGGCGGCGGCGAGGGCUCGGGCUCCGGCUCCGUCAAGGCGCUGGCUGUCGCGGGCGGGCGCGUGUUCUCGGCGCACCAGGACGGGCGCGUGCGCGUGUGGCGCGUCUCGCGCCGCUCCGAGAACGCCUUCAAGCUCGUCGCCGCGCUGCCCACCGCCCGGGACUACCUGGGCCGCGUGUUCCGGCAGGCCAGCUACGCGCCGCAGACCCGCCGCGGCGCCAGGCGGCGGCUCUGGAUCGAGCACGCCGACAGCAUCUCCUGCCUCGCCGUCGCCGUGCAGGACGGCGUCGUCUACUCCGGCUCCUGGGACCGGACGCUCAAGGUGUGGCGCAUGUCCGACCUCAGGUGCCUCGAGUCCGUGCGCGCCCACGACGACGCCAUCAACGCUGUCGCUGCUGACUGCGGCGUCGUGUACUCCGCCUCUGCCGACGGCCGCGUCAAGGCCUGGGAGAAAGGCAAGUCGACGCACACCCUCCUGGCCGUCCUCGUCGCGCGCGACGGCGUGUCGUGGAACGCCGUCGCGGUGAGCGCCGACGGAACCUCGGCGGGGCGGCGCGUGUACGCGGCCGGCUCGGACGGGCACGUCCUCGGCUGGGACCGGCACGGCGGCGCGCGGUGGAACCUCGCGUGUGACAUCAAAGCGCACCCCAUGGCCGUGCUGUGCCUCUGCGUGGCCGGCGACCUGGUGUGCACCGGCUCCGCCGACAAGACCAUCGGCCUGUGGCGCCGGCAGCCCGACGGCGGCCUCGCCAAGGUCGGCGCCGUCGGAGGCCACGAGGGCCCCGUCAAGUGCAUCCAGGCCUCCGUGUGCCGGACCAGCAAUGGCUGCAUGGUGUACAGCGGAGGGCUCGACAAGAGCAUCAGAGUCUGGUGGGUGCCCAACGGUGACCAGCGGCGUCCAGAAACGGACACCAAGGAUCACAAGCCCUGCGUGUUCUUGAGAACUGAUGCAUAUGUUCAUACGAAACCGAAGACCAAUUUUGGGACCUGGCCCAUGGGAAAUUCAUUUGAGAAUAAGCUGAAUCUUGUUGGUGCUUAUACAGGGGUAAUGCGGGGAGGAGACAACGCCGAUGAGCGCCAGGAUGUUGCAGUGGAAGAGCAUCGCGACAACUCCGAUGUCACCGUCCUUGAUGAAGGUGGGGGUGAGGGAGGAGAGGAGGGUGGUGGUGCACUGGUGCUGGGGCUGCGGCCAGGGAUGGAGCCAGGGUUGCUAGCCAAGGCCAUGGUCCCUUCUAAUGAUGGAAUUUUUUUCUAA
This is a messenger RNA of Lolium rigidum, 1569 nucleotides long. Its product is annotated as protein JINGUBANG-like. NCBI's taxonomy places the organism in Eukaryota, Viridiplantae, Streptophyta, Magnoliopsida, Poales, Poaceae. The transcript is spliced from 3 exons. The coding region runs from base 1 to 1569 and encodes 522 amino acids. Gene Ontology annotation, molecular function: protein binding. The record is from RefSeq and is a predicted model, not a curated record.